This is a messenger RNA of Medioppia subpectinata, 830 nucleotides long. NCBI's taxonomy places the organism in Eukaryota, Metazoa, Arthropoda, Arachnida, Sarcoptiformes, Oppiidae. The record is from the annotation of a GenBank genome assembly.
AUGACCGCUGUGGACACACUCUUACCACUGGGAGUGCUCUUGUCGUGUAUGGAGGCGUACGCUCCGGAGGUUGCGGUCAACACCGCCGCCGCUGACAGUCCGGUGUCCGCCAAAGAGCCGGAAGAGAGCGAUGACGAGCUGAAGGCAGACGAUGUGGUAAUCGGUGCGGCGGUGGCUGCGGUGGUGGCGCAGGUGAUGGACAGUCCGACGGCAGACGGGGGAGACUUUGAGCUCAUAUCGCACGACGAGUUGCCGGCCGACGAAGACCUGCCGACAGCGCCGACACCCAAAUGGGGCCACCAGUGGAUCAACGCCUCGAUGGCCAAACUCAGCGCCCACUCGCCGUUUGCCGGUCGGCGACAAAUGCCGCGGCCGUGGUAUAGACGCCCGGAGCCGGCGCUGGGCGUCAAACUCGAGUCGUUGAACGCUGUGGUGAACAAUCCGUAUAUAUCGCCGCUGCUGUCGGCGCCCGACUUUCACGACAUUCCCCUCUAUCUCGUGGCUCUGGUAUACGACGCCUGUCUCGACGACAGCGUACAGAUGGCCAAGAAGUGGAAGGGCCCGGUAUGUCUUGAUGUGAUCGACGCACUGCCGCACGGAUUCUUGAAUUUUGUAUUACUCUCUGAAGAGGCCCAACGGGCCGGCGAUCUAUGUCUCGAUCGCGUUCAACAGGCCCUCACGUGAUGGCCACCGACUCUUUCAGCCGACCCGAUGUCUACCCGUAAACCGCAUUUCCCUAUCAAUCAAAGUUGUAUUCAAUCAAAAUACUCGGCCUUUUGUGUUUUAGACCAUUUGCCGAUUUUUUGUUAACCAGAAUAAUACCCGAUAUU